Messenger RNA from Plasmodium gallinaceum, 2766 nucleotides. Its product is annotated as conserved Plasmodium protein, unknown function. NCBI's taxonomy places the organism in Eukaryota, Apicomplexa, Aconoidasida, Haemosporida, Plasmodiidae. The transcript is spliced from 3 exons. Gene Ontology annotation, molecular function: RNA binding. The coding region runs from base 1 to 2766 and encodes 921 amino acids. The record is from RefSeq and is a predicted model, not a curated record.
AUGGUAGAUAACGAAGAUAUAAAUAUGUUUUUUGUAUCAAAUUUGCCCUUAGAAGUUACAGAAAAUGAAUUAAAAGAUUUUUUUUCUCCAAAAGCGGAACUUAUCUAUUGCAAAUUGAAGAAAAAUGAAUUUGGUAUAAAAAGUAGUCAUGGUUAUUUAGGUUUUAAAGAUGAUAAAAAAGAUAUAUUGUCUUUUGUGGAAAACAAUAAGUUUAAAAAUCAAAAAAUAUCAAUUGAGUUAUUAGAAGAUGAAAAUGAUACUGAAGAUGAAAGUGACAAUUAUAAAUAUGAAAAUAAAUAUUAUAAUGAAGAAUGUCAAAAUUUAAAUUUAUACACAAAUACACCUAUAAAUAAAAAUAAUGAAGUAUAUAAAGAUAUGCACAAACAUAAUAAUAUAAAAUUAAAUAAAAAUAUUGAAAUAAUAAAUGAAAAAGGAGAAAUAACAAAACAUGGCUUUUUAAUUAUAAAAAAUAUGAAUAUGUAUGAUAUAGUACUUUUAAUUAAAAAAAUUCAAGAAUUAGUUCGUAUAUCUCCACAAACAGCCAUUAAAAUGCUAAAUGAAAAUAAAACAAUUUAUUAUUCAUUAGUUCAUGCUCUUUUUCUUUUAGGAAUAUUAAAUAUUGAAAUAAAUCCAUUAAAUAAUGAAGAAAUUGAAAAAAGCAAUUUUUAUAAAAUUAAAAAUCGUUUUCAGUAUUUAUAUAUAGACCAAAUGGAGGACGAAGAAGAAGAAGAAAAAAAAAAUAAUCAUAAAAAAAUGAAAGAAAUGAUAAAAGAAGAAAUAGAUAAUAUUUCUUCUUAUGACAAUAAAGAAAAAAAAAAAAAAAGAAACUAUGAAUUAAAUGAAAAUGAUGAUAAAGAUAUUUAUUUAAGUGAGAAGAAAAGAAAAAUUAGUGAUGAACAAAAUGAAUCAGUAAAUACGAAUUAUAAUUUUUCUUUAUAUAAGAAAAAAUAUGAUACAUAUAGCAACAUACAAAAUAUGAAAUUGAAUAAUAGUAAAAAUAAUGAAAAAUCGGUUAAUAUCAUAAAUAGCAGAAAUAAUGCAAGGAAUAACUAUCUUAAUAUUAAAAACACCAAUUAUUAUGGCAAAAAUUUAUUUUCAUAUAAUAAUUUAAAUAAGAGUUCUAAGCAAGAUGAUUAUAAACAAAAUCUUAAGAUGAGUGAAAAUAAUGUAAAUGAAAAUAACUCUGAUACAACAACCAAAAAAAAGUAUAUAAAUAAAAGUUAUUACGCUACUACUAAUGCUAAUAGUAACAAUAAUAAUAUAACAUUAACUACAGAUAAAAGUAAAGGAAACUCAUUUAUGAAUAAAAUAAGUAAAAGCAAAGGCACAAAUCACAAAAAUAUGAAAACUGUGUCCUUUUUUAGCAAUUCAUACAAUAAUAAAUCUAUUAAAAAUUCUUUUAAGAAUUCAAAUAGAAUCAUUGAUAACACAAAUGAAAAAAAUGUUAAGAUUCCUUAUAAUUUUAAAAAUAAAGAUUUUAUGCAAAGCAAAUUUAAAAAUAGAAAUCUUAAUUAUAACAAUGAAGAAAAUUUUAUAAACGAAAACAAUACAUAUAUAAAUAAUUAUAAUAAAAAUUCUGAUUAUGAGUUUAACAAUAAUGAUGUUAAUGUAAGUGAUAGCAUAAAAAAUUCUGAUAAUAUUAAUAUUUCUAAAAUAAAUGAAAAUGAUAAAUAUAACAAUUAUUAUAAUUUUAACAAUAGUGAUAAUUCAUAUAGUUCAAAAUUUAAUGAAAGUGAGAAAAAUAAUAAUUAUUAUAACAAUUUUAACAAUUUAGAUAAUGAAAAUAUAUCUAAAAUAAAUGAAAAUGAUAAAAAUAAUUUUUAUAAAAAUGAGAAUGAAAAAGUAAAUAAAAGUAUAAAAAAUGCUAAAUUAGGUGAUAGACAAAAUAAUUGUGAUAAUAACAGUAGUAAUUUAAGUGAUUGCAGUAGUAACAUAAGAAGAAAAAAAAAAAACUAUAUAAGUGAUAACAAUAACGUUAAUUUAAAAAAAUAUAAGUACCCUUUAUAUAAUAAAGGAGAAACUAACAAAAUAAGUAAUGAAACUAAUAUGGAUAAUACAAAUAAAGUAAGUGAGGAAAUUCAUAUGAAUAGUUCAAAUAGUUUAAAAAAUGAAAAUAAGAAUGAUUAUAUAAAUUGUUCUUUGGAGGUAAGUAAAAGAAAUAAAUUUAAUAAGCCAUCUCAAAAUUUACAUUUAAAUGAUAAAAAUAUGAAUAAUAAUGAUUCCAACAAUUUGAAGAAUAAUGAUGGUAAUAAUAUUAUGGAUGAUUAUAAUGACAGUAAUUAUAAUAGUGAUAAUAAUUUAAAUAAUGAUGAUAAUAAAAAUUUAAAUAAUACUAAUGAUAAAAAUUUAGAAUAUGGUAAAAAGUUAAUGCAGAAAAUAAAAACAUCAAAUAACCCACGAAGAUCUAUAAAAUUAAUAGAUAGAAAAAAAAAUGAAGAACUAAAUGAAGAAAAAAUCAUUAAAGUAAAAAAUAUAAAUAUUAACAAUGUAAAAAGUGAUUCUUUAAAUAUAAAAUCUAAGAAGGAAGAUAAUAUAAAUGUACAUUUAAAAAUGCUUUUAAAUAAACUAAAGAUAUCUUUAAAUAAUAUUCCAAAUGCAGAUGAAGAUUUACUAAAUGAAAUAAUUAAUCAAAAAUCUAUUCUUCAAAACAUAUUAGUAAGUAAGUACACUGAUAUGUUAAAUUGGCCAAAUGAACAAAUUUUGCGAGUUUUAUCUAUAAGGAAAUCUUUAAAAAAUAAGGGGUAUCAUAUUAAUGAAAUAAUAUAA